AGUUGAUAUUUAUUUUCACUGUUGACGUGUCGAUCGUUAUUUUUCUUGAAUAAUCUAUUCGAACCUUACUACCAGAAAUACGGGUCCCCUCAUAAUUCUCCCCACCAAUUGAGACUUAUCUCUGAUAAAACGGUUUCUCCAUCGGUCUAUCCCCUCGUCGAGUGUCUCAUACGUGGUGGAAGUUGCGUAGUCUCACAGCGUGUCCGCCAGUCACAACUUGAACGCUGACGUGUAACAUUCCCCAGAGUUUCACACCGGCAACUUGUCAUUGUUGAUCUAUAAGAUGUGGCGAGCCCUGUGGAUGAUCCUAGCCCUAGCCCUGGCCCUGGCCCCUGCCUCAGCAGAUUCUGACGUUGAUGACGCCAGUGUUGAGGUAGAUCCUAGUGAAAAUAUUGACGUCAAUAUCCCGGGGAUCGAUAAAAAGCUGCCGACUCCUGGGGAACUCCUCAAGAUGCUGGACUCGAUGGACCUGUCUGAAGAGGAGAAACAGAAUAUUCGGGAGAAUAUAAUGAAAAGUGCAGAGAGUCUUGAUGAUGUCGUCAAGGGAUCUGGAUCUGGAUUCCUCUAUCAGGCACUGGUGCUUCUCUCUCUGCUCAGUGUUCUGGCACUGAUUUUCGGAUUCUUCGGGUACAAGCUAUACAAGAGUCUCGUCGACAAGGAAAUCAAACGCGAGAUGAAGAGGAAGCAGAGGGAAAUGAAAAAGAGGAAGUGAGCCUCUCUUGUUAAUUUAAUUUUAGAAAAUAUUUUUAUACGUUUGGUGAGACAAUCAAAAAGACUCUUGUUUUGUAUAGUGAGAAUUUUCCGAUGAUUAAAUGACUUGUUAUAAUGAAUAAA
Messenger RNA from Fopius arisanus, 834 nucleotides. RefSeq lists its product as uncharacterized. NCBI's taxonomy places the organism in Eukaryota, Metazoa, Arthropoda, Insecta, Hymenoptera, Braconidae. Bases 284 to 712 code for a protein of 142 amino acids. The record is from RefSeq and is a predicted model, not a curated record. The transcript has 4 exons.